This is a messenger RNA of Parnassius mnemosyne (clouded apollo), 1326 nucleotides long. The record is from the annotation of a GenBank genome assembly. Lineage: Eukaryota; Metazoa; Arthropoda; Insecta; Lepidoptera; Papilionidae.
AAAGACAAUUUUCGUGAACGAAUGGAACGAACAAUGUUAUGUAUUUUACGAAUUUAUUAAAAUAUAAUCGUGGUUUUUUAUGCAUAUUAUUCCAAAAAAUCUUACACAAGCAAUAAAUAUACAAGUUUUCGAAGAAAAUCACAGUGACACUAAAAUAACCCUUUCAAUGACCGUUAACCGACUAAGUUAAGGUGUACAAUAAUAACAAACGGUGUUUAUAGUAUCGUAUAACAACCAAACUUAUCCGUAUUAUCACAAUGCUGUCAGUCAUCACUUGUGGAUUUUUUGUUUGCAUUCUUUGAAAGUUUGAAUAGUUUUAAGUUUGUUUCUCAAGCUCAAGUGUAAGACGUAGGUAGAGAUUCUUUCCUGUGUGCUCAAGUGAAGAGUUAUUAAUAUGUUUUGUUUUUUUCUUUGCCUACUUUGCAAACGCGAUACACAUUCCCUGACAAAGUUUCAAUUUCAAGUCGCAGUCUUCAUAUGGGCGUCCUUUGGUCCACAAAGACUUCUAUUUGGUUUAAUUUGGUUUUAUAUUCAGAAAGAGUUGUAAAAUAAUGGCUCCACAUACGGGUUCGGCUACUCCUGAACAAAUUGAUGCACUCCUCAAUUUCCUGGACGAGCAUAGGGAUCUUGCUCGCGGGAGAUUGAGGAGUCUAGAAGGAAAAGUCCAGGCGAAGAGGCUGUGGGAUGAAUUGUGCAAUACGCUCAAUUCCAUGGGCGGUUGCAUAAAGACAGUUCAGCAGUGGCAAAAGGUAUGGUUUGAUAGAAAACAUCUGGCCAAAAAAGCCGCUGCUGAUUCCCGGAGGUCGGCUUCAAUGACUGGAGGUGGUCCAUCAGUGGCACCCCAACUCUCCCAUUCGGAAUUAAAAGUCUUAUCCAUAAUGGGAGAUGGGUUCGGUGACCGCCAAAUUGGAGCCAGAGUGCCAGCUUUCACUGAAACGAAUGAAUCCAGACCAUCAACCUACAGUCAAGGAAGCCAACUGCAGCAGCAGAGCCUGGACUUGCAUGUAGAAGUUCAGAAGUACGCCGACCCAAGCAAAGAAAGCCAGCAGGUCUACUCUAAUUCAACGAAAAACGAAAUUUCGAUCGAAAUUGAUACACAAGAAGCCUCACAAUCUGCACGUCCCAGAAGAAUACGAUCUGCUGCUGGCUCCGAUGUCAGAAGCAGGUUGUACCAGUAUGAAGAUGGACGUGCAGAGAGAGAGACAGUGAGGAACACCGAGCUCGCAGGCAUCAGGGCUGCCUUGGAAGAGUUGCGUGACAUAGGGCGAGAUUAUUUAGAGUUUUUAAGGCAAAAUAGGCGUUAGGUUUUAAAUAAAUUUAUUUUUG